Messenger RNA from Pipistrellus kuhlii (Kuhl's pipistrelle), 1469 nucleotides. It is a transcript of the gene TREX1, whose product is annotated as three prime repair exonuclease 1. Lineage: Eukaryota; Metazoa; Chordata; Mammalia; Chiroptera; Vespertilionidae. Bases 525 to 1433 code for a protein of 302 amino acids. Gene Ontology annotation, biological process: DNA catabolic process. The record is from RefSeq and is a predicted model, not a curated record. Gene Ontology annotation, molecular function: 3'-5'-DNA exonuclease activity; nucleic acid binding. Gene Ontology annotation, cellular component: cytoplasm. The transcript is spliced from 2 exons.
UGCGACACAGGGAAGGCUGGGUCCUCCUUCCGGGAGCGUCCCUAUGGCAACAGCUGCCGGAGGAGGGAGCCCUGCCUGCUGUGGAGUCGUCCUGAGUCAUGGCCCCGGGCUGAGCCCUGGGAAGAGACCAUUGUACAGCGAGGCGGGGCUGCCUGGGGAGGGCUCAGGCGGGAGCCAAGUGCCAGCUGAGGCCCCUGAGGGCCUUCCCCGCAGCCUGGCACCUCUGCCCGGCCUCCUGGCUUGCUCUCACGGGUGCGCUGUGCCAGCCAGCAGGCACGGCUGUAGGUCUGAGGCCUUGUGGAGUCACGGGGCCGGGAGCUCUGGGCGGCAUGGGUGCUGGCACAGAGGAACCAGACAGGCUGACUAGCAGGGCGGGCCCAGCCGCACGCCAGCUGGAGGCGGGCUCCGGCUAAGUUUCACUUCCCGCCUCCGGGCCAGCAGCGAGAACGUGUGCGGUGUGCGGUGUGCCGUGCGAGUGACUGCCACCCACCUGCCUGCCUGCGCGUGGCCCGGCAGCGUCCACUAUGCGCUCGCAGGCCCCGCCCCCAGGCCCCAUGCAGACCCUCGUCUUCUUGGACCUGGAGGCCACCGGCCUGCCCUUCUCGCAGCCCAAGAUCACGGAGCUGUGCCUGCUGGCCGUGCACAGGUGUGCCCUGGAGAGCGCCCCGGCCCCGCAGCGGCCUCCCGCGGCGCCCGCCCCGCCCCGCGUGGUGGACAAGCUCUCCCUGUGCGUGGCCCCCGGGAAGGCCUGCAGCCCCGCCGCCAGCGAGAUCACCGGCCUGAGCACAGCCACGCUGGCAGCGCACGGCCGCCAGCGCUUCGACGCCGACCUGGCCCACCUGCUCCGCGCCUUCCUGCGGCGCCAGCCGCAGCCCUGGUGCCUCGUGGCGCACAACGGGGACCGCUACGACUUCCCCCUGCUGCGGGCGGAGCUGGCCGCGCUGGGCCUCGCCGGCGCGCUGGACGGGGGCUUCUGUGUGGACAGCAUCGCCGCCCUGAAGGCUCUGGAGCAGCCGGCACUGGCACCGGGCCCGCGGAAGAGCUACAGCCUGGGCAACGUCUACGCCCGCCUCUACGGGCAGGCGCCCCCGGACUCGCACACGGCCGAGGGCGACGUCCUCGCCCUGCUCGGCGUCUGCCAGUGGAGGCCCCGGGCCCUGCUCCGGUGGGUGGACGCCCACGCCAGGCCCUUCAGUGCCGUGGAGCCCAUGUACGGGGCCACGGCCCCCCCGGCUCCGGCCGCCGCGGCCUCUGCACUCCUGGGCAGAGCCAGGCACGCCGGUCCCGGCCUUGGGGCCAGCAUCCUUCCUCCGGGGAAGGGCCCCGGGGCCUCGCCCAGGGAGGGGCUGCUGGCCCCCCUGAGCCUGCUGGCCUUGCUGACCGUGGCGCUGGCCGUGCUGUAUGGGCUGUCCCAGGGCUCGCCUGAGCAGUAGCUGAGGACAGCCUGACAAUAAAGACGCCCGCCUGAG